ACACCCCGACGGCAGCUGCACGCUGCGCACGCACGUGUGCGACCAGUGCGGCAAGGCCUUCUUCCAGAAGAACCACCUCAUGCUGCACCAGCGACAGCACAUGGACCUGCCUCCCAGGAAUUCGCAAGUACUCCAGGCGACGCAGCAAGCGCAACAGCAGGCGGCGCAACAAGUAGCGCAACAGGCUGCGCAGCAGGUGGCGCAACAAGUCGCGCAACAAGUGCAGCAACAACAACAACAGCAGCAGCAACAACAGCAGCAACAACAACAGCAACAAGAACACCAUCAAAACAACCUUGAAAUGGAACAACAAGAACACCAACAGCCUACUCAUAUACAAGUGGUAAGUUGUACAGCACGAGUCAAUGAGUGCCUUAGC
Papilio polytes (common Mormon) is the source of this 379-nucleotide messenger RNA. RefSeq names its product ataxin-8-like. NCBI's taxonomy places the organism in Eukaryota, Metazoa, Arthropoda, Insecta, Lepidoptera, Papilionidae. The transcript is spliced from 2 exons. The record is from RefSeq and is a predicted model, not a curated record. The annotation marks the transcript as partial.